Molecule: messenger RNA, 6239 nt
Organism: Leucoraja erinaceus (little skate)
Lineage: Eukaryota; Metazoa; Chordata; Chondrichthyes; Rajiformes; Rajidae
Gene: dhrs11a
Product: dehydrogenase/reductase 11a
Exons: 7
Coding region: 162-929 (255 amino acids)
Molecular function (GO): oxidoreductase activity
Source: RefSeq, a predicted model, not a curated record
UCUCCCAACCUGCCCCGCGGCGGGUCCAAGUACUGUGGACUCUGUGGGGAGUGAAGUUGUGGAGAAGGAGCGGAGCGAGUCGUUCCCGCAUCCUCGACCUCCCGCCUCCUCGACCCGUCGGUCGCCGACCCACCCUCCCGCUGCGGAGGAAGCCGUGCGGCAUGGAGCGCUGGAAGGGACGCGUGGCUCUGGUCACCGGAGCGUCGGUGGGGAUCGGCGCGGCCAUCGCCCGGGCCCUGGUCCAGCACGGCAUGAAAGUGGUGGGCUGCGCCCGCAGGGUGGACAAGAUCGAGAAACUGGCUGCUGAAUGCGAGAGUGCUGGCUACGCAGGCACCCUGGUCCCGUACAAGUGCGACUUAACCAGCGAGGAGGAGAUUCUCUCCAUGUUUUCUGCCAUCAAGACACUGCAUCAGGGUGUGGAUGUGUGCAUCAACAAUGCAGGACUUGCCCAUCCUGAACCACUGUUAUCAGGAAAAACAGAACUCUGGAGAAACAUGAUUGAUGUUAAUGUGAUAGCAAUGUCUAUCUGUACACGAGAGGCCUACCAGUCAAUGAAAGAGCGGAAUGUUGAUGAUGGACAUAUCAUAAAUAUUAAUAGUAUGAGUGGUCACCGAGUAGCUCCAAACUCAGCCAUCCAUUUCUAUGCUGCUACAAAGUAUGCUGUAACUGCCCUCACUGAAGGGUUAAGGCAAGAGCUCCGAGAAAGCCAGACGCAUAUAAGGGCAACGUCUGUAUCUCCAGGGUUGGUGGAAACAGAGUUUGCAUUUAGACUUCAUAAUAACGACCCAGAAAAAGCUGCCGCGACAUAUGAGAGCCUGAAGUGUCUGAAAGCAGAGGACUUGGCCAAUGCAGUUGUUUACAUCUUGAGUGCACCAUCUCAUGUCCAGAUUGGAGACCUUCAAAUAAGGCCCACGGCCCAGCUGUCGUAGCAGUGAGAAGCAGCAGCUCCCUAUACACGACUAGCAACAUGAGUUAUAGCACACAAGCCUCUGCUGGACAUUUUUUUAAAACAAAAUGUUAUGCUAAAGAGUGUUUCUGGGAUAGAUGCCCUAUUUCAUUUGGCCACAUCGAAAUGGUAGAAUUUGCCUUCUAUUUGCACCAGAUAUUCUUUACAAUGGAGCAGACCAUGUUAUUUUAAAGCAAACCAUUUUAAUUUUGUGUCUCUUCGAACUGCUGCAGACCAUCUUGGUGCCAGCUGUGGCAUGAAAGAUACAAAAAUGUACGAAGGGCGAUUGCUUGUGUGUGUGUGUGUGUGUGUGUGUGUGUGUGUGUGUGCGCGCGCGCGUGUGGAGAAAUGAUGCUCGACCACCUAGCUUUCCACUUCGUUGGAGACUUUUUUAUUGUUUAAACCGAGCUGUUUGACUAUUUGUAGGUGUGCAUAUCUGCUGAUCUCCACACUGGAUUGCACUGAAAAUCCGUUUAGUGAAGAUGAAUGAAGACGUAAACUGUUUUCAAAGGAAUUAUUUGAAAGGGGUAUCAUUGAAAAUUGAUUGUAAUAGAUAACUAGUCUCAUUGCUAUAGAGUGAUUACAUUAAUUACUUGUGUUUUUAUUGCUGCUUUAAUAUGGAUUAGAAUAUUACAGACCAGGAAAUAGGUUUCUCUAGUUUUUAUACCUAAUUUUUUUUUUUAAAGAGAGAAACCUAGAUUAUAGAAUAAUGAUGAGACAAAAUGAUCUAACAAGUUCUCUUUUUAGUUUUUCUUGAUUAAGUUAAAACAUCUCCUGACAGAGACCUAAAUAAUAACUGCACUUCACCAGCUUAUUAGAUAAAGUUGUUCCAUGGCCCUCGUCAUUUGUGUCCAAAAUUGAAAGGAUUUUUUGGGGGAGCUCAGUAUUAUUGAAAUUCAACCUAUUGAUUUUUAAUUCCCUUGGCUGUAACCUCUUUGUGAUUUGUGGAUUUGCUUCUAAUACUUCUAGAUAUUGGUUUUCAUUUCAAUCUUAAAGUCGGUAAAAUAUGAGGUAAAGACCCAAUUAUGCAACAUAAUUUCAAAUAGCCGAACAAUAUUUUGAUUCCCAAAUAUAGACACAAGGAACUGCAGAUGCUCCCCUUCCCAUUCCCAAACUGGCCUUUAUGACCUGGGCUGCCUCCAUUGCCAGGGUGAGACCAUACGCAAACUGGAGGAACAACACCUCAUAAUUAACCUUGAACCCAAUGGUGCCAACAUUGAAUUCUCCAAAUUUAGGUAACUAACUAAUCUACCAACUUUAACUCCCUCUUCCCAGUGCCCCACCUGGAUGUGUACACCCAUUUCUCUAUUUCUCCAUUCACCCUGUCCCUUACCACCCAUAUUUCUUCCUCUCACUUCACAUUUCGGAUGUCUUCGAUCCUUAACUCCUUAUCUUGCACUUUUGGUUUUUCAUCUCAGGCCUUUGUCCAACCUUCUGCCAUCAAACGCCCUCUCACCUGUAUCCUGCACCCACUAUAACUUGUCAGACUUUGUCCCGCCAUCGUCUCUCUUCCUGCUUUCUCCAUCCCUACUGCAAUCAAUCUGAAGGGGCCCGACCCGAAACGUUGCCUCACCUAUCCAUGUUCUCCAGUGAUGUUGCCUGACCCGCUGAGUUCCUUCAGCACUUUGUCUAUUUUUGCUACCCAAGUCUGUAGUUGAGUGGUGAUUGAACAGGUAUUCCCUUAAAAUGAUGUGUUCAAUGUGUACAUGCAGUUUUUGGCAGUAAUCUUGCAUUGUACAUGGUGAUGUACUUUUUAAUGGACAUUACCUUCAUUUUAAAAUACCAUCAUACUGUAUUAGUUAAAUGUGAUUCAUUAAUGUCCUGAUAAUUCCACAUCUUGAGCUAUUUUUCAGAAAUUGUUUUCCAGAAGCAUGCCCUUUGGUGAUUCAGAUGUUAAUUUGGUGUAAUGUUCACAAAUCCCUAAUCAAUAAAGUUUAAAAGGGGGCUCUUAGCUUCAAGGGUUUUUUUAAAUCACCUUUAACCGUAUUUGAUAAUACCACAGUUAUAAUUUAAAGUUUAAAUAAUUCUCUUCCAAGUUCCAUUAAUUCUAGCAGAAUAAUGACAGAUUUGUUUCUUAAUUUUGCCAUAUCGGCCUGUUCUGGCACUUUGAACACGGGAUUUCACUGUGUGACACUACCACUCUCAACCCGUGUAGUCUACACGAACCUUUCAAGGUGAAACCCAAACUGUUUAUUUUGUUCUUUUUGUGCCAAAUGAGCUUGAGCCACUAACAAACUACUUGUUGGAGCUGGUUCUUAAUCUCCUAUGUGAACCUUCUGUGCACUGAGGUACUUAACUCCACACAAAAUCCAUAUGUAACUUUUUAGACAUCGUUUUACCAUAAACUGCACCAUUAACUGUUUUUAAUAUUUUAAAUAAAAUUACUGAACAUAAAGUAAGGGGAUGUGUGUGGUAAACCAUUAGUCACCACUAGACAGAGGUAUAUUUCCGAUUGUUAUGAAUGUAUUUAUUUUUCUGCCACCAUGAAAAUGCAGACGGGCAAACAGUUCUGCCCUUGUUUCUGAUGCUGAUCAUAAAAUAAAUGUAACAGUUGUCAAGUUUAUUUGUGAGUGGGAGGUAUUUGAGUGUGUAUAAGAUGGAAGGGAUGAUUGAGGAUUGGAUGGAGUUGAACUAUUUCUAGUGUUUAAAGCUAGGAACUGCUUACUGCUUGUAUAAGUGUUGUGAGUCAAUCUGUACAGGCACCAACCAGUUAUGUCCUCUGAUCUUUCAGUGUACUUAUUUUCUUGCUGAGGUAAUUGAGUAAUGAAUUUGGAGUUUGUAUGUUCUCCCCGUGACCUGCAUGGGUUUUCUCCGAGAACUUUGGUUUCCUCCCACACUCCAACGACGUACAGGUUUGUAGGUUAAUUGGCUUGGUAUUAAUGUAAAAUUGUCCCGAGUGUGUAGGGUAGUGUUAAUGUGCAGGGAUCACCGGUCGGUGUGGACUCGAUGGGCCGAAGGAGCCGAUUCCGCGCUGUAUCUCUAAACAAAACGAAAAAAAUAGCACCAGGAACUUAAGUUUGAUUUUCUAUUACUUUUUGAGGCACUUUAUCCUACUAACACCAAACUGUGAGCCAGUGGUAUAAACAUUGGCUUGUUUAAUCUCUGACUAAUAUUUUACAUGAAUAAUGAAGUGUUCAAACAUGGAGAAUAAUUUCUGCUGUGUUCUAACCAUCCCAACUGCAAUCUGAUAUUUUGUUUUUACAUAGCAAAAUAGCAGCAUUCCAUUGAAUUGUUCAUAGCCUCUUGAUAACGUACUGGUUCUGCAUGGUAUUGCUGAAUAAUUAUCUCUGUAUUAAUGUCUAAUGUGAAAAAUGAAUAAUAAUACGGAUGUUGCAUUGAUGUGGCUUUAAGAGCUAAUGACCGUUAUUAGCACUGUUGUAUAACUUUUUAAUCUAAAUUCUAGGCAUGUCUCCAGCUUAUCUUAAAAUUCUCCCACUAUUGCUUUUUCCUCUUUGUGCCACCGUCCCCUUUCACCCAAAUGGCAGCUUGUGCUCAACUCUAUUAGCGACUCUUGUGUCAGCCAAGUACUCCGUGAUACAAAAACAAUUGCCUGUUUAUUCUUUGAAUAAUUCAGAGGAAUAAUUACGGGGGCAAUAAUGAAGAAUAACUUCUGCCACGCUGUGUCCUUGAAAUCUAAUGUUGGUAAAAUUCACCACAUAAGUGAAUUCACCACAUCUGCAAAAUUUGCUUCAGACAUAUGUUUCUGUGGUCUUUACAAUUUAACAUUAAAUCUGCACUUGAAUGUUGUCUUUAACUCUGAGCAAACUCUGGUAAUGCAACUGGGUUUUAUAUUAAUUUGUGUGCAGUAUUGUAAUUUUGUAUAAGGUGAAAUUCAACAUGAAGGAUCCCGGGUAUGAAGUGUCCCUGUCAACCAAAGUCGCAUUCUGUGGUUCAGUGCUCUACCAUCACUUAGGCAACUGCUGAUUUUUGAUGCUAAAAUAGUUGAGGUUCAAUAAUGUGGAGAUUGGGAUAAUUAUCAAAUGUUAAAACUUGAAAUUAUGGGCUCCAGAUCGCUUGAAAGUUGUCGUGUGAAAGUAUGGCAGUGAAUAACUGUACAUCUCAUUGCCUGGUUUUCAAAAUUACUGCAUAUAGACUUGAGUUGGUGUUACUUGGGCAAUCGUAUAUUAGGAGCAGGCAACAAAAACAAUUGAUAAGCUGCAAAAUUCGAAGGCACUUCUACAUUAAGCUUGUUUUUGUAAAGAUCAAAUAAUAGAUCCUGUGCCAUUUAGACGUACACAGCGAGUACACUACUUUUAAUGUUUAAACAAUCUCACUUUUACAAAUGUAGUAUACUGAAUUAUCUAAACUUGUCGGAUAUAAAUGAUAAAUAAAAUAUUGUGCCACAUUAUUACUUAAUUUGUACUGAAAACCCAGAAGUGACCUCUAGUUGGAGAAGAUUAUUUCUUUUAUUCUACCAAGCAUUUGUUUUUGUUAUUUUUUUGUAGUUCAGACAUUUUGAUUUACAAUUGUCAAAGUGGCAUUGCUGUAAUUAUGUACCAUAUCAAUGGAAUCAAUGAAAUGCUAAGAUUUAAAACCCCAGUUUCGUCGAGAAUGACUGCACAAAAAUAUUACAAUGUUAGAAAUUUCCAGCUAGUCUGUCCAUGAUUUUCAAGGCAUUCACACUCGAUGUAAUAUCAGUACUUUUUUUUCUCUCUAAGUUCUGAUAAUUCGCCACUCGUCUUGUCUGCUGUCCACAAGAUUGUUAACGUCCAAUGCAACUUAUUUUUGUUUAAAUUUCCAACAUUCUGCUCUGAUCACUUUUUGUUAUGAAAUAAUCCAAAACCUGGAUUUAUUCAUUAAUACGGCGUUUCUUUUUAUAAGGUUAGGCUUUCAUAAUACAAAUCUAGAUUAUUUUCUACUUCAGUUACAAUGGCCCUUUUGAUAGGCUUUAUGUAUGUAGUUCACAAGGAAUUGAGUUCCUAACGUACAUAAACAGGUCAAAAGUGGCAUCAAAACUGUGUCCACGUGGAAAUAUCUGUGGGACGAAUGAUCGGCUUAUCGCCAGCACACAAAUUGAACUUCAUACUAAUGUUGACUUAGUUUAGCAACACUUUUUAUUUAACAUUUGGAGUUGGUUUCAAAUAAGCAGGAGUUUUUCAGUUAUUACUUGAUCAACACUACUGUACUGUUGCUGUAGAAAUUAACUGAUGCUGCUAAAUUAACAAAAAAAAUGUUAAGUAUUACUUGAGACAUUAUAUAAUAAAUAAUCCUCAUUAUGAAACUGGAUCCUGCUGAAUAUUGUGAAAUUAUAUUCUGGUGAAAACUCUGAUCAUUAAAUGAAGAUGGUAACAAA